Galeopterus variegatus (Sunda flying lemur) is the source of this 3877-nucleotide messenger RNA. RefSeq names its product ADP-ribosylation factor-like 3 (gene ARL3). Gene Ontology annotation, cellular component: microtubule cytoskeleton; cytoplasm. The record is from RefSeq and is a predicted model, not a curated record. The coding region runs from base 142 to 690 and encodes 182 amino acids. Gene Ontology annotation, biological process: cilium assembly. The transcript has 6 exons. NCBI's taxonomy places the organism in Eukaryota, Metazoa, Chordata, Mammalia, Dermoptera, Cynocephalidae. Gene Ontology annotation, molecular function: GTP binding; GTPase activity.
UUGGGGAAAGCGGAGCUGAGCCCCGCCCUGUACCGCUGCUUUGCGCCUCCGCUGUGCGUGCGAGGGACGUCGGGGGCGGUGCCGCAGCAGUUGCCCCUGGUAACGGGGAGGCAGGAGGAGGAGGAGGGACUCGGCGGGAGGAUGGGCUUACUCUCAAUUUUGCGCAAAUUGAAAAGUGCACCGGACCAGGAGGUGAGAAUCCUUCUCCUGGGCUUGGAUAAUGCUGGCAAGACUACUCUUCUAAAACAGCUUGCAUCUGAAGACAUCAGCCACAUCACACCUACACAGGGUUUUAACAUAAAAAGCGUACAAUCACAAGGUUUUAAACUGAAUGUAUGGGACAUUGGUGGACAAAGGAAAAUCAGACCAUACUGGAGAAAUUAUUUUGAAAAUACCGAUAUUCUUAUAUAUGUAAUUGACAGUGCAGACAGAAAAAGAUUUGAAGAGACGGGUCAGGAACUAGCUGAAUUACUGGAGGAAGAAAAGCUAAGUGGUGUGCCGGUGCUCAUCUUUGCAAAUAAGCAGGAUUUGCUCACAGCAGCCCCUGGCUCUGAAAUCGCUGAAGGACUGAACCUGCACACCAUCCGUGACCGAGUCUGGCAGAUCCAGUCUUGCUCCGCUCUCACAGGAGAGGGUGUUCAGGAUGGCAUGAACUGGGUCUGCAAAAAUGUCAAUGCAAAGAAGAAAUAAAAUCUAGACGAAUGGAGAUGCAGGAGCUGCGGGAGCCGAAUUCAGUCCUGAAAAACACUAAUUUGCUGCUUUCUGACCAAAUGUUUUUCCAUCUGUGUACAGCUACAGCUGUUUGAAUGGAGGGAACAACACAGUUUAAAAAGAAUCCCCAUUCCAGCAGUAGAUUUAACUGAUCUCCGAGGUUCAGUAUCAUUUUUCAAAUAAAGGAAUUAUAUUAUUUCCUCUGCAUAAUUGAAAUAGUAUUAAAUGUCUCAAAGCACAUGAUUAGAAAAUGAGAUCUUUUAAAUGAGCAAGAGAUUGCAUUGCAGUUUAGACAAUUCCAGUGGGCUUUUUUUUUUUUUUUUUUAAAAAAAAAGAAGAAGAAGAAGCAGCAGCUUAUGCUGAGUUCAUUUAUUUACUGACCUGUCCCUGAAAUUCCCUCCAUGGUUUUACAACCACAGACAGUGUGUGCUGGUGCUGGUCAGUGAUUUUUACCAUCACCACUGAGCCAGAGCUUCAGUCUGUCCAGCAGGAAGCUAUGGGGAUUUGGUGGGGGGGGGCGCAGAGAGAAGACUAGCAGAUGAUGAAACCAUCUUGUCAUGCACAUGGGAGACUGCAAAUGUAAUCCUCACCCUUUGGACAGGAAAAAAAAAAAUCCUUUCUUGCAAACAAGUCACUACAGACACAUACCCCAUACCUGCCUCCCCACCCCGACCAGCCACACAGGGAAGCAAAUUCUUAUGACUUUUGACUGUAAUGACAUCUGGAAUGUAAGGAGAGGUGGGAGGUUUAAUUCCAGAAAAAUUACAAGGUCCUUAAAAAGCCCUCACAUCGAGGGCUCAGGCUAGCGUAAACAGGCUUUCUCCAGUUCAGUGGAGCAGUGAGCAGCCGACUCUGAGAUUAGCUGGCUUCUCCACAGCCGUCCUAUAGAAGAGAUUUCUAAAGCUCAAAGAAUUCUGUGUUUAAAUGAUCACAAUAGGCCACUGCUAUCAGAUUUUAAAAAUAAAUGCAGCUUUACCAUGAACUCGCUCCCCUGAGAAAAGCCAGGCAGAUCGAUUUUUUAGAAGAGAUCAAUUUUUACAGAGCUGGUAACUUGGCAGUGUGGGAUACUCACGGGUGGAGAAGGUUUGCUGCUGGGAAGAAUGUUCGGUGUGUGUGAUUGUGGAGGUCGUGCCCAGGGGAGCCAAAGUCACUCCAGCUGCUGGUCUCCCCUGCCUCUCUCCAGCAAAAUGUGUCCUCUGUUGAUUGAUUGGAGAGGCAUAGUGGAAGACUUUUCCUGCCCCAUGCUGCAAAAAGAGCUUGUUUCCCUGAGCCUUCAGAAACCCCCAGCUUCAAACAGGAGAAAGCAAGCCAGAGCAUCACCGAGCUCCUGAAUUAAACUCUGUUCUGGUGCCUGAGCUCGGGGGUUUUCAGAGAAUGAAUGAGAGACUGUCCAGUGCCUGGUGGGUCCUGGGAGGCCAGCUGCCUUCUCAUCCCCCUGGGAGGUGGCCCUUCCCAAACCCACCAAGGCAUGUGAGCGGACCAGCCCCUGGCCCUCAGAACCCAGCUUUUUCUGGACAAGAGUUAUGCAGGAGAGACUGAAGCAUGCCAGUUUCAAAGGCGAUCUGGGGUGAAAGUCAUUAACAAAGCCACCUGGAAAAGGUGCCCUGGGGUGGCUGUGGACAGACCUGCAAGGACUUGCAAAACAAAAGAAGGUGAAGUUUGUUAAACCACUGAGCCACUUGCUCCCUGCAGCCUCCUCAGCUGCCUUCUCUGGCUCACCCAGGCUCCUCUCUUGCUUUGAACAGUGGCAAAACAGAAUCCUAAGGAAUCAGAGAUCCCCCUUCUACCAGGCUGCAAAUGGGGCUGUAGCACUUGAAAAUUGUUUUUCCUUCCAAAUAGUGCACCAGGGAUGUUAACUGAGGGGCAAAAUGCCUGCUUUGAGGUCUGCAGUUUCGGAACGCUGCAAUAUGGAACUUUGAUUCUGGCAGUGGAUGGUCUGUAAAAUAUUUUUGUUCUUUUGCCACCAACUUAGGGAACUGUUUUAAAGAGUCCUCCCAAGGCCUCUGCUAGCAGGCAGAAGCCACUUGCCCUCCUCUGAUAACAGCCUCUGCACAUGUUCAGAUUUGCUUUUCAGCUAGAGACACAGAGACAUUGUGGAUGUCACCCACUUUCAUCUUCCCUUUGAGCCCUGUUGAACCCUCCUGGGCUCAGCUCAGUGGCAGAUGAGAGAAGCCUGAAAAAUCCAGAGUUUGAAAGCUCCCAUUUGUAAAAACAAAAUGCUUUUUAAGUCCCCUUUGCUCUCCCCAGUCCCACCCCUACCCCCACCCCCCGCCCCCUGUGUCCAUAACCAGAAGACAGAAUCUGAAGCUAGAAAGAGGAUACUCCUAGUCCCCUCCUCCUAGCCCCCAUGAGUCUUAGUAAGACUUUUGCUCCGUGCACGAUUGCAUCUGAAUGGGUGGGUGAGAGGUUGGGGCAGAGGGCAGGCCAGGCCUGGGAGGGCCCACGAUGUGUGCUCAAACCAGCUGUGGGAACAACUCGAGCCCUCCCUCCUCCCGGCCUACCCCGUGCGGCUGCUUUUGGCUGGAUUCCCUGCGCCCAGUGCAAUACACCCUUUCCCCUUCACUCUCCCUUGGUUACUAUGGAAACAAGGGUGUCAUUGAUGUGUGCUGAGCUGGGGAACAUGUCGGUGCACAGCUGAAAGUCAGCGAUUAUGCCGGCGGUUAGAAAUGUGCCAGGGUUAAAGAAGUCCGCAGCUCCCAUGACUGCUUGGGGGACACAGGUCUGUGCCCUUCCUCCCGCCCUCCAUCUCUGCUUCUCUCUCCUGGCCUUUGACAAAUUUCUUUAUUCCCCUCUGGACUAAAGUGGGAGUUAUUUUUGUGCCACUCUGUGCCCCACCCUCACUGUUGGCCGCUCCUUAUCCGGCCUGGCCUGGAGGGUGACACCAUGUCACCCUCGCCAGGACUCGUCCCUCGAUUCCCGUCAGAGUUUGCUUUGAUUUCUCUUUCCUUUCCUUCUCAGGGGCCAGUUCUUACUUCCACUUAUUUUUAGCUCUGCACUCCAUGUGGUUUCAGGGUUCAGUCUGAUCCAUCGAAAGAUUCUUUUUUUAUAGUCCCUUUUGAAAACGAUAAUCAAAGGAAGGGACGUGGUGUUUGGUCAUGUGGAAAACUCAAUGUAUAAUUUAGACGUCUGUCAAAAAUCCAACAAAUAAAAUUUCGCUGAAAUGAAA